CUGCUGUGUAGCUACUGAUGGUUAAGCCCAGGGAUGAGUGUGAAUAAAUAUCACAUGGAAGUGCAAAACGAGAAUUAGCUGGACCUUAUUGACAACUCACUGGUUUUGAGAUGAGAUGACUAAGUCCUUGAGGGACGAUAGAAUUCUAGAUUUUCUGCGGACUUAACUUACCAAAGUUAUAUGGCAUUCUAUGCAGGUUUUAUCUAUAUUAAAGGUCAGACAGCAGGAAAUUCUGUUGUUUGAGGCAACCCAUCUCGUGCUGAAUACCGGACUGAAUGGCUGGGAGCUUCCAGGGAUUGCACUGCUGCUGAGGGCCUGUCGCAAGCUGGAGAAUCUUGUCAUAGUUAUGAAUGAUGAAGCUGAAGAGUUACAAUUCAAUGAUGCUUUCCAACGAAUUUAUGCUUUUAAACAAGAAUUUUACUGGAAGAACCAAGGUGCUUCCUCCACUGUCUGCUUGCAACAACUGGCUGUUGUUGAGUUCAGGAUCCCUCAUGGAGUUAAGUUUUUUCGAGUGACCGAUAACGACAUUUGAGACUUGGAGACAUGGAAAAAUAACAGCAUUGAGAAACAAUUCUUCCCUGAAGACACCAUCCAAGGAUAUUCAGCUGGGGCUGAGCUUCUCAGGUUCUUGAGAAGCAAGUCAGUAAAUCUGGGCAAGUUGAUUUUCACUACUAAGAAGCAGCAGUUUCAGAUCUGUCUGAAAAAAAUUUAACCAAAUCUUCCCUAUGCAUGAGAUGUUAUACUGAAUAUACAGAACUCAAGGCCUGAUUUAUUCGAAAUUAUGAGAUAUUGAACUCAAAGCAUUCUUACACUGAAGCCUGUUGGCCUUCAUUGCCUUUGAUAGUGAUGGAGCUCAUAUUGAUGAAACUUGUGUUUGAUUAUUCCUUCUUCAAGUUUUUAUGAUGAAACUAAGAGUUUGAGACAAUCUCAAUGUUGCUCGAAAUUAUAUAUACAUGGAUAUUACCAAA
Messenger RNA from Vitis vinifera (wine grape), 968 nucleotides. RefSeq lists its product as uncharacterized. The record is from RefSeq and is a predicted model, not a curated record. The transcript has 2 exons. Lineage: Eukaryota; Viridiplantae; Streptophyta; Magnoliopsida; Vitales; Vitaceae. Bases 191 to 532 code for a protein of 113 amino acids.